ACUCAAUGUGGCAGAGUUGGAUUCCUAAGGAUGGAUGCGCCACGCUCUUUGACUACAGUGCUGCUCCUGCUGCUGUGCUCAGGAGCAGCUGCCUUCCGGAUAUGUGCCUUCAAUGCUCAGCGCUUUGCUCAAGGGAAGGUGAACAAACCUAGAGUCGUGGAGAUACUUGUCAAGAUCUUGGCUCGCUGUGAUAUCUCAGUCUUACAAGAAGUGAUGGAUGCAAAAGGAAAGGCAGUGCCUGCUUUGAUGAAUGCCUUGCACCAGUUUGAUGAUCUACACAGCUACAGUUACCUCACCAGCCCUUUACUGGGGCGUGGAAAUUAUCAAGAACGAUAUGUAUUCAUAUACAGGAAUCAGAAGACUCAGAUACUGGAUUACUAUACAUACGAAGACCUGCAUCCAGACCGACCUGAUGUCUUUGCUCGUGAACCCUUUAUCGCCCGUUUCAGCAUGGCAAACAAAGAGCUUCCAGAGCUGGUGCUGAUCCCACAGCACACAAUGCCAUCCAAGGCAGAAUCUGAAAUUGAUGCUCUCUAUGACGUUUUCCUUAAUGUUCAGGAACGCUGGGCCUCAGAGGACAUGAUUUUCUUGGGUGAUUUCAAUGCAGACUGUGGAUAUGUGGCCAAGAAACGUUGGAAAGACAUUCGCCUGCGCCAGAAACCCGGCUUUCAUUGGCUCAUUGGAGACCAAGCUGACACCACCGUUCGAGAGAAGACCCGCUGUGCCUAUGACAGAAUUGUGGUUCAUGGUGAAAGUUGCCUAGAUGCUGUCGUGCCUGGAUCAGCUCGACCAUUUGAUUUCCCCAAGGAAUUUGGACUUUCUGAAGAAGAGGCCUUAGAGAUCAGUGAUCAUUAUCCUGUAGAGGUGGAACUUGUCUCAUCUUGUAAGAAACUCCAGCCAGCUACUUUAGCUGGUCUUGUGUUGCUGACCAUAAUUGUGGUAUCAGACUCAAGGUGUGGCAUAUGAAGCAAGAAGAUGUCUGUUGUGCUAGUCCUAGAACGAUACAGGUGGAGGCUUACCAAAAGGGUACUUAUUACUCUCACAAGAGUACUUGAAUCAAUUAUGUUGGCUCUAGAUUCAGCUUUUAUCUGUGGUGAACCCCUGAUGUUGAGAAAGACUGGGAAAUGGCC
Protobothrops mucrosquamatus (brown spotted pit viper) is the source of this 1130-nucleotide messenger RNA. RefSeq names its product deoxyribonuclease 1 like 1 (gene DNASE1L1). The record is from RefSeq and is a predicted model, not a curated record. Gene Ontology annotation, biological process: DNA catabolic process. Gene Ontology annotation, cellular component: nucleus. Bases 31 to 966 code for a protein of 311 amino acids. The transcript is spliced from 9 exons. Gene Ontology annotation, molecular function: DNA nuclease activity. Lineage: Eukaryota; Metazoa; Chordata; Lepidosauria; Squamata; Viperidae.